UAUUGAUUUCGGAAGUCACUAAAGGUACCAACAAGGAAUACUCCUUUCUUAUUUUCAAUUCACAGAUGAACUUCAGUAACAAUUCAAUACGCUGCCAAGAUACUCUAGCCCCAGUCUCCCUUAGUCACUUCUCACUGGUCACGUGCUUUUUUCUCUGCCUAUGUAUCGUUCCUGGAAAURUUAUGGUAUGUGUAGCAGUGCUCAGRGACCCAAACAGAAAUCUUCGCAGUCAUUUUACGCUGUUAAUUGCAAAUCUUGCCAUGGCUGGCUUAAUAGCAGGAUUGGUCACCGUACCAAGCUCGAUAUCCUUCAUUUUGCUAAACCUCCAAGGCAGUCACCCCCCUGAAUUCCUAGUUUACACGAUUCAUUUGAGCUACUUUAUAUCAGUAGAAKCAUCAGUUCUGACACUUGUGGGACUUACAAGCGAUCGUUAUCUGGCUAUAACAAAGCCUUUGUGGUACAGAUCUACUGUUAACCCUGCUAAYGCCACCUUAAUAUCCUUCCUCGUAUGGACAUGCGCAGUGGGGUUCUCUCUAGUAUACCUACGUAUUGGUUUUACUCUAUAUUCCUUCAUUUUUACAAACACUGCAGUGGUUUUUGUCUUCAUUGUMUUYGUAUUUACGUACGUUCGCAUUUUCAAGGCAAUACAUGCGCGCGUGGACGAGGUCCUCUCUCUCGAUGUUAGCAGCCCUGACAAAGAUAAACAGCAACGUGAAGCAUUAUGGGAGAAGAAACUCACGAAGACGUAUUUACUAAUGUUGRUUUAUUUCUUGGCGUGCUAUGUGCCUUCCUUAUCAUUUAUUUACACCCAGCAUUUCUGUUUCAACUGCACUUGUGACACRAUUCAUUGGCUAAGGGAUUUACAGUUCAAUACAGUUGUACUAUCAAGUGCUAUUAACCCGUUUUUAUACAGGUCUCAGCUGUCGAAUUUUCGCCGUGCAUUUACGGAAAUGAUGAAAUGUUGURCUUGUAAGACAUUCGAUACCAAGUUAUGGCGAGGACGAGCUAGAAUAGGAAGCAAAGAUACAGAAAGUUUGGGAGUCAUUGCGUUGUCGCCGAUUUGYGGGGUUCAAUUUGCAGAGGACGUGSCUACWGUGAAAAGCUAAAUACAGCAAGAGCGCCGAUCCAAUAAGGGUCGAUCUAUUAGGGUGUCUGGCCACACCUCUUUUUAGGGUUCAAAUAGAAAUGGAAAUUACGACACAAACUAAUAAAGAAGAAAUAAAUCUAAAAAACUAUACAGAAAUACUUAUUUUUAUGAAAAUAUUCGUGUUUGAAUUAACUUUGACCGA
Exaiptasia diaphana is the source of this 1289-nucleotide messenger RNA. Its product is annotated as octopamine receptor beta-2R-like. The transcript has a single exon. Gene Ontology annotation, molecular function: G protein-coupled receptor activity. Gene Ontology annotation, cellular component: membrane. The record is from RefSeq and is a predicted model, not a curated record. The coding region runs from base 66 to 1106 and encodes 346 amino acids. Lineage: Eukaryota; Metazoa; Cnidaria; Anthozoa; Actiniaria; Aiptasiidae. Gene Ontology annotation, biological process: G protein-coupled receptor signaling pathway.